Molecule: messenger RNA, 288 nt
Organism: Staurois parvus
Lineage: Eukaryota; Metazoa; Chordata; Amphibia; Anura; Ranidae
Source: the annotation of a GenBank genome assembly
UGAACCCAAUGACCCUAGAAAGCUGGGUGGGAGCUGUGCUGUGGCCAGCCUCCACAGCUAGAGUCCCGUUGAGUCCCCGAAGCCCCUGCCCAGUGGUAGGUUGCCGUCUGUUGCCCGAGGCCCCUGCGCAGUGGUAGGUUGCCGCAUGUUGCCCGAGGCCCCUGCCCAGUGGUAGGUUGCCGUCUGUUGCCCGAGGCCCCUGCCCAGUGGUAGGUUGCCGUCUGUUGCCCGAGACCCCUGCCCAGUGGUAGGUUGCCGCCUGUUGCCCGAAGCCCCUGCCCAGUGGUA